AUGGCAUUGUACGACUGUUUGAAUAAUUUGGCUUCCAAUCUUCCAAAUGAUGAACAAGUUACUUAUUUUGACAAGACGUUUUUCGAUGAACCAAGUCGUGGUGUAGAAACAAUCAUAUCACAGUACCUUUCCUUAGAUGCCAGUUCUCAGAAAUCUGAUUAUGUGUAUGAUUUGUUUCUGGAAGCUUUUUCCUUAAUCAAUGGGAAAUCUGAUGAAUCGGAGUUUUUAAAUUUGGAUGCUAUCAGCAAAAUAGUUAGUGCGUUAUGCAACGAGGAUAGAUAUAACUUCGAGCUAUUUGUUUCGUUAGCGAAUUCAUACCCUUGGGAGGCGAACAAUGGGUUUAAUGAUUUAGUUGGGUGUGCCAAGGAUCUUCAGUUAGAGGUGUGUAUUUAUUUGAACGACCAAAUUCUUUCAAAGGGUACAGAAAGAUGGUCCAAAGAUUUUUGGUCCGCAUUCAAAAAGAGCAUCGUUCCCGAGUUCUUCCUUUUGCAAAAACCAAAUUUAUUCCUAGAAUGCUCUACUGGUUUCAGUCAACUGAUAACGUUGUUGAAUAUCGCUUUUGAAGAUGUUGACAAAUUCCAAUCUGUUCAAUAUUACAGUAAACAGUUGAAAUAUAUUAUGGGGAAAUAUAAGCUAGACCCAAUCAGGUGCAUGGAUAUACUAUUACAAGUGUCUUCAUAUCAUGUCGUACACCAUUUUGAGUUUAUUCUUGAGCUUUUGCAAUCUACAGACUACUGGCCAUCUUCGAAUUUGGCCAACUGCUCACGGUAUGAACAAUUGAACCAAGGUGGUAAUCCGAUAGCUACCAGGUUGAUAGUAAAUUACCUUAAUAAUGGUAAACCAGAUGCAAAUUACAUCGAUUUAGUGGUUCAUCUAAUUAAAGGCGGGUUUGUCUCUUUUGCUGCUAUAUUCGAUUGCCUGACCCCGUACGAUACUGACAUUGAUGAGUUUGUAGAGAGGAAGCUGACGACAUUGGAAAAGGAAUCCUUGGAGGGAUCUCUUAAUCCGUUAGCUAUGGCCUCCGUCCUUACUGACGAAGACAAUACCAUUUCGAAAAAUACGGAAGGUGAUAAAACCAAUACAGCGGCAGAUACUGGGAUAUCGGAGAAGGAAAAAGAAGCACUACUUCGAGAAACUGUUGAAAAAUCACCAAAAUGGAAACUAGUAGAGAGGUUACUUGUCAAUGGGCACUUUGUUCCAGGAUUGUAUGCUCUAUUCAAAUAUCCUCGGUUCUUUGCCGUGAACGAUAGUCUCGUGAAAUCUCUUCUCGAGGUGUUUGACAACAUGAUCGAACCCUUGACUGUAAAGUUGAGCCCUUCAGCUAUUUCAGAACAUUGUCGACCUCUUUUGAAGUUAUCUCACAAUGGAAUUCCUACUAAACAAGAUCGGUUGAUCAGGCAAUAUAGGUCUUUGGGGAAAGACUACAAAUACAUUCAAGGGACAGAAUUUGUAUUUUACAAUAAAGACUGGCGACAGAAUUUGACUCCAAUUGAAACGAUAGAGAAUCUCGUUCAUUAUUCACAUCUAAUAUUUGAAAGCAUCGGUCCACGUAUUAUUCUUAAUGCUAAACUUGUUGAACAUAUAUGCGCCAUAGCUGAAAAAAAUAUUCUAGAUAACCUAGAAGAUGAAACGGUUAUGGAUUUAUGGAUUAAUUACUGCAGAAAGUUUAUGCUACCAGUAUUAGGACUAGUCGAAGAUGAGCAGUUUGUUGCAAAUGCAAUUUAUUCGGUUAUGAAGCACUUCCCAUUCGAAAGAAGAUACUUCAUGUACCAUGAAUUAAGUACAAAGAUUGCUGAAGACAACAUACAUGUCAGGUUACAAUUUAAUAAGUACCAAAAGCGGAUAAGGUCACUUUUAAAAUCUUUGAGUAUUGACAACAUUGCAUUUAAGUGCAGGGAUGUUGCUAACUUCGUGUCCUGCAAUCCUCUUUCAACUCUAGACUCUAUCCUAAAACAAAUAGAAAAUUAUGAUAAAGUCUCUGAACUAAUCGUCAUAAGUGCCGAAUUUUUCUCAGAAUUCGCUUACGAUGUUUUACAGUAUACGUUAUUAAUUAAGCUCACAUCGGAAAGGCCAACUUUACAAGAUGAUGGUAUUACUCCCAAAAUGUGGAUUAGCAGAUUAUCUUUGUUCAUUGCGGGUCUUGCUAAAGGCUGUUCUAAAAUGAGUAUGUCCAACAUAUUCGUGUUUUUGGUCAAAAAUCUUUACAAGGAUCCAUCGCUUACCCUGGCUAUUUUGAAGGAGUUAAUCUCCCAAGUUGCAGGAAUACAAACGUUGUAUGAUGUAAAUUGGAACACUUUGCUAAUGAUAAGCUCAGGAUCCUUUUUAAAACAAAUCGGUAGAAAUCUUAUCUUGGAUUUCAGAGAUAAGUAUUAUCAACCUUCAAAAACUAUUGUCAAUUACUUGUUAGAGCUUAAUGCAGUGUCAGAAAUGAUUAUCAUGCUCACAAAUUUGAAUCUUAAGAUUCAAACCGAUAAUAACGUUCAUUAUAAAAUCUUAUCAGCGAAAUGCGAUGAAUCCAAUGCAUUACUUUGGUCAUUUAUUGAAAUGUUAAAGCACAUUUUGACUGAAGAACAAUUCAAAGCCAAUAUUCUACCUUUCAACGUUUUAAUUGAGAAAUAUCAAUUUCCUGUUGAGUGGGCGUUUGAUAUCUGGAGGCAUUAUUUCGAUACAAAGCUGGCGAGAUCUGAAAAUGAUGCUGAUGAAAUCAACGAAAUUCUAUAUGAGACUGAUUUCAAAGGCAUCAAUUUUGAAAAUAUUGAUAAACGUCUAUUCAUUGAUUUCUGGCGGUUAUCCUUAUAUGAUAUUAGAUUAGAAGAAGAUUUGUACACGAAGCAGAAAAUCAUUUACGAAGACAAGAGAAAGGCUGCUAAAGUUUUGAAAGAGAGGCAUAGUUUAUUAAGCACAAUACAGACAGUCAAAUUUGAUCUAUCUCAGCAUGCAAGCGUUUUUGAAAAGACAAAGAACAUGAUUAAAAUGAACAAGGAGACAUGGUUCCCCGAAUUCUCCCGUGAGCGUAUUACCUCAUUUUUGCAACACUGCGUUGUUCCUAGACUCAUUUUUUCACCAUUUGAUGCCAUAUUUUGCGCAACUUUCAUUACUGAAACAUUUAAUAUCGAAGAAGUAAUUGAUAUCUUAGGGCAAUUCACAUCCUCAAACAUUUUAGGAACCUUACUAUUUUCUUCUACGGUAAAUGAAUCGAGCAACAUCGCUACGUUUUUGAAGGACAUUAUUACCAAAAUCGAAAAUUGGAGACAUACUACAUUAUUGGAUGAUGACAAAAUUAAACCUGUAAUAUAUGACCUCUACUAUCAAUUAACAGAACAAUUAUCAUUUACCUUAGAGGAUUCCAAUUACAUGUCCAUUAGAAACACAAUCCAGUUUUUAAAUGCUAUAAGCGAAAUCUUCCCUGUCGUUGAUGAACAUUUGGAAUUGGUUUUAGACACUUUGGAUCAUUUAAUUGAACACGAGCAAAGGGAGGAUAUCAUUUUGCCAUCAAACGCUUUGAAAGGACACUUAAAGGCUAGACUUAAGAACGCCUCUAAGACAUCGGAUUUCCGUGAAGUUUCAGCGGAAGAACAGCAACAACUGCAAGACGAGAUGAAUCUCAUCAAAAGGUACCAAGAUAUGAAGGAAGCUGCAAAAGCAGAGCAAAGUAGAAAGGAAGAAGCAGAAUUGAAAGAAAAGGAAAGGGAAAAGGCAAAACAACAGGAUGCUGAGAACGGUGCUGCAACAUCUUCACUUACCGCACCAUCCAUGUCGUCCAUAUCCAACAAUUCUCCAUCUCCAUCGCAAGUCAUGGAUGGCUUUUAUAAGAUCGAGAAGUACAUUAAGGAUGCUGAGUACACCAGAGCCAUUCCCUUGAUAUACGAUUCUAACACUCAGAGUGAUUUUAGAAAAUUGAUAAAAGCUCCAGGCAACAUCUCUGGAUUUAGAAACAAAUUGAAGAUAUUGUUCGAGGACUAUUACCACCGAGUCACUAGUAAUCCACCUGAUCACUACAGAUCUGUCUUUGAAAAUUUUAUUCAAAGAUGCAAAUCUGCUCCUUUGCCUCAAACCAAGACACCUGGAAGUAUGUAUGAAGAUGAAGUAGUACCUGUUAAACCUUCAUCGAAGUACAGUGGUGAAAGAUGGAACUCCAACACUUCCAGUAACCGUCCAAUACCUAGUGAACCAAGAAAGGCAGCUUCUUCUCGUUAUCAACAUGGUAUAGCCUCAACAACUCUGCCAAGAGCACCAGCCAACGCGUCUAAGCCUCCGGAUACUUCCUCAAGACCAUCUGGUCCUGCAAGCUCAGGUUCAUCUAGCAGAUUCCAAAACACAUUACCAUCUGGCCCAAGAAAAGAUUCGUCUAGCAACAGAAGUAUCAGCAAUUCAAACACAUCACAGCUUCCUAGCAGACCAUUCAAUCAAGGGAAGAAAUUCGUUAAUACUCCCUCCGAACCACGAAAGAGGCAAUCUGAUGAAUCUUACCAAAGUUCAAGCAGAUUCUCAAACGUUAAAAAGCCUAAGUUGAACGAUCGUUCUACAAAUAACCAAUCGCCAUUACCAUCUGGUCCAAAAAGACAAUCUGGAGGAUCGAGAUAUUCGAGGUGA
This is a messenger RNA of Kluyveromyces lactis, 4593 nucleotides long. It is a transcript of the gene THO2, whose product is annotated as Tho2p. The record is from RefSeq and is a predicted model, not a curated record. Gene Ontology annotation, molecular function: mRNA binding. Gene Ontology annotation, cellular component: THO complex part of transcription export complex. Lineage: Eukaryota; Fungi; Ascomycota; Saccharomycetes; Saccharomycetales; Saccharomycetaceae. The coding region runs from base 1 to 4593 and encodes 1530 amino acids. Gene Ontology annotation, biological process: mRNA processing; mRNA export from nucleus. The transcript has a single exon.